AUGUGGGGCCCUGUGUGGAAAUCAAACUUUUACGGCGCGUUCGCGUUGAAUCGUCGCGUCGUCCUCCACGCCAUCGAUGCGACGCUUGCUCGAUGGCGUGGCGAUGCCGGUUCCUCGCCGCUCGAUUGAGCCAGGAGGCCGCGUCAUCGCCGAGAAAUGACUUAGUGAAGAAUUGUCGGGCACCCGACGCACUGGUUGAUUUCCACACAGGUGUGGCCCCGCCUGAGAGAAGCGGUCGCGCGGCACGACGGCGGUCUACUCAUUGGUUCCGAUGGUCACUCGGCGUGGUUGAAGCGAGAUCUCAUCGCCCUCGCGAAGGCGGACAACGUGUCGAUCGUCGAGGCCCGCGUCGACGACCCGGCGCUCGAGGCGCUCGUGGAGAACCACCUCUUCUCGCGCUGCGCGUUCCUCGUGCCGACGCGGGGCUCGACCUUUUUUAAUGUGGCCGCAGUCCGCGCGACGGGUCGUGCCGACAUUCGCGACGUCCUCGCGUGCCCGCAGACGAAGAAAGCGAUCAACCCCUUCGACGGCCGGCCGAUGCCCUGCAUGUUCGACCCGUCCUGUCCCGCCGUUCUCCCGGACGCGCAGUUCGAGCGGGGGUCCAUCGGCGAGUACAAGCCCCGGAGCGGGUGCUCGCCCCUCCACGGCGGCUGCGCGUGGAUGCGCACCGGCCACAGCACGCAAAGGGCUCGAGCGGCAAAGCACCUGGGAGGGAAAUGAACUAAACACA
Pelagomonas calceolata is the source of this 730-nucleotide messenger RNA. The record is from the annotation of a GenBank genome assembly. Lineage: Eukaryota; Pelagophyceae; Pelagomonadales; Pelagomonadaceae.